Messenger RNA from Cygnus atratus (black swan), 7764 nucleotides. It is a transcript of the gene NEK7, whose product is annotated as NIMA related kinase 7. The transcript is spliced from 10 exons. Gene Ontology annotation, biological process: protein phosphorylation. Gene Ontology annotation, molecular function: protein kinase activity; ATP binding. The record is from RefSeq and is a predicted model, not a curated record. Bases 179 to 1087 code for a protein of 302 amino acids. Lineage: Eukaryota; Metazoa; Chordata; Aves; Anseriformes; Anatidae.
GUCCGUCCCUCCCCGGGGCUGCCGGGAUGUUUACGGGCCCGGCAGGAGCGGCGGGGGGCGGAGAGCAGCUCGGGGCCGCGGCGGGUGCCCGAGGGGCCGGCGGGGAGCCCCGCUAGGCGGCCGGCACGGCGCGGCUCCGCUCAACUGAAGGACAGAAGGGACACUUUUGCCUGGUAGAAUGGAUGAACAGUCACAGGGCAUGCAGGGGCCCACUGCUCCGCCAUUUCAGCCACAGAAAGCCUUGCGACCUGACAUGGGCUAUAAUACUCUUGCCAAUUUCCGAAUAGAGAAAAAGAUUGGUCGUGGACAGUUCAGUGAAGUUUACAGAGCAACCUGCCUGUUGGAUGGGGUACCCGUAGCACUGAAGAAGGUUCAGAUAUUUGAUUUAAUGGAUGCCAAAGCCCGUGCUGACUGCAUCAAAGAAAUAGAUCUUCUAAAGCAACUGAAUCAUCCAAAUGUAAUUAAAUACUAUGCGUCAUUCAUUGAGGACAAUGAACUGAACAUAGUCUUGGAAUUAGCUGAUGCUGGAGAUCUUUCUAGAAUGAUAAAGCAUUUUAAGAAACAGAAGAGAUUGAUUCCUGAGAGAACAGUUUGGAAGUACUUUGUUCAGCUUUGCAGUGCAUUGGAACAUAUGCAUUCUCGUCGUGUUAUGCAUAGAGAUAUAAAGCCAGCUAAUGUGUUCAUUACAGCUACAGGGGUAGUAAAGCUUGGAGACCUUGGACUUGGACGAUUUUUCAGUUCCAAAACCACAGCUGCUCAUUCCUUAGUUGGUACACCUUAUUAUAUGUCUCCAGAGAGAAUACACGAAAAUGGUUACAACUUCAAAUCUGACAUCUGGUCUCUAGGCUGUCUGCUGUAUGAGAUGGCUGCACUGCAGAGUCCCUUCUAUGGUGAUAAAAUGAACUUGUACUCCCUGUGCAAGAAGAUAGAACAGUGUGACUAUCCACCUCUCCCUUCAGAUCACUAUUCAGAGGAAUUGCGACAAUUAGUUAAUAUGUGCAUCAACCCGGACCCAGAGAAGCGACCAGACAUAACCUAUGUCUACGAUGUAGCGAAACGUAUGCAUGCACACACUGCGAGCAGCUAAACAGACAUCAGAUCAUGAAGAGCAGAAAUAUUCAAGUAUUUUAAAUAAAUCAUCCCACCUCUUUGUGUUACAGAAAUGUAAUUAUUUGAAGCUUACUGUUGUGCUUUGUAAACCAAUUUAUAUACAAGCUUUGUUGUUCUGUUUUUUUUUUGUAUUUUUAAGCAAUUUGCAGUUUUAAGAGGUUUAAAUAUGUAAAGCAUAAGUUUAAAAGAUACCAAGAACCACUUUUUUCCAUGUUAAGUGAGUUCAAGUGUAUUUUCUUUACUAACAAAAUUGCAUUCAGUUGGGCCUCAGUUCUAAAACACAGUUGCACUUUUGCACAGGAUACAGAUAUUAGGCUUAUUAUCUAAAAGCAAAAUGUCUGAAUCUCUCACCUUUUUAGUAAUUUAUAGAAAGUAUGAAUCAGCACAGUUAAGUUUAUUUUAAUCUUUGUUCUAAAAGGGAUAUAAUUAUUAUAGAAGGUUAUUGUAUUUUAUACUGAGUUGUAGUUUGUAGUUCUCAGCUUAAGAGUAGACAAAUGACAUGAAUUAGUUCUGUGCUUGCCAAAUGUGAUGGGAAAAUGGUUAUUGGAAAAAGCCUUACACUGAAAUUUUUGUAACAACCUUUUUCGUUUUGUUAUUCUGUCAUAAUGCACAUAAAACAUUUGUUGGAGGUUUUCUGGGAAAAUUUAAGGUGUUGAUUCUGCAAUUUGAUCGUUUUCAAUAGCCUUGUGCAGCACUGCCCUGGGGCAAUACGAGUCUGCAUAGUUAAGUCUUAAAACCAUGCAGAUGCUUCUUGUAGCAAAUAGCGUUCUUUUGAGGCUAGCAUAUAUGACAAGAUCUGGUUAAAAGAUGUGAUCUUUUAAGUUACAUCUUCCUGACUAUUUAUGUAUAUGUCACGGUUUGUAGAUUUUUUGUAUUUAAAAUGAUUUGAGUGACCUUACAGUACUAUAUUUAAAUUGAAAGAUGCUUUUUAAAUACUGAAAGCUUUGGGAAAAGAUAUAGUUGUGUACUAUAACACAAAAUGUAUUCUUCAUGAAGAUCUGAUUUUGUAUAUUGAAUCCUGAGAAGUAGUUUUAUAUCUAGCAAAAGUAAAUUUUAGUUUUUAUGUUUAAGAGAAAGUCACCGUUUUCAUUUGGGAAAUAAGUAUUUAUGCAAAAUGUCUUACAAGUAUUUUAUUAUUGAAAAGGAGAUUCACAGUAUUUUGGGUAAACCUUAAUACGUUGCUGGGUAUGUUUAAUGUUUUUAUUGUUAAGGGGAAAAGGGUGUCUUCUUUCUAAAUAUGAUAAAAAUGGAGAAUGGACUGAAAUUUCUUGAGUUUCAAGACUGAAAUUUUUUGAGAAUAUAUAAAACUGUCAAAACAAAAUUAUUACCAGUGAGAUUGCUAAGAAGCUGUUACAGUCAGUUAAACCUUUUCCUUUAAUAGGUAAAAAGAAGUCAGUUUAAAGAAGAUCAGCAGUAUGUACGUUCACACAUUGCUUCUGUAUGCAGCCAGUUCCCUGCACACUUGGAAGUUUUUUUUCACUAUGCAACUUUAAUUUUAUCUGUUGUAAUGCUCAAGGAAUCCAACUAUGAAGAAUGUACCUUGAUUUUGAGUUAGGUCAGUUGUAUUUUUUUUUUUUUUUAAAUUAUAAAUACUAUGGGAAUUCUGUGUGGCAAAAUGCAGUAGUUAUUAAAUAGUAUGUGUCAGAUCCUCCGCUUAUUUUAGUACACAAUUUUUAUUUUUAUCUCCAGUUUUUGUAGGACGAAUCCUUAGUUCUCCUUAUAGCUGCCAUGUGUACUUGAUUUAAUCUUGUAGGACUCCAGUGGAACAAUUAGUAGUGAGGAAGCAUUUGAGAAACCUUGGAUUGUAUCUAAAAACCUCUAUAUUUGUUUUCCUUUAUUUUCUGGUUGUUGAAUUUUAAAAAAUGAUGGAUAUAUUCUAGACCAGGUGUCAUAGAGUGAAAUGGUUUGUAUUGGAAAAGGCAGCACAACACUUGCUUGACUGCCAAGAUUAGUUUUUAAUAUGCAUAAGUACUCAAAUUGUUCUUUACUGAAGUGGACUAGAGCAUUCAAAAAUCACUGUAAAAAAACAAACACAAUCAGGGUAUUUGCAUCUAAUAUUAUGCAUAAAGUAUUUCCUCUUUUCCUGAAAGUAACCAAUAACAAUUUUUUCCCCUUGUCUGGAAGGAUGCACUGACUAAAGAAAUCAUGAGUUAGCAAAUGUGUGUACUUAAGUGUGUAUUUUUUCUAGCAUUGCUAAUGAAAUCUUGUGCUGAGUAAAAGAAGUAGUUGUUUCUAUUUUAAAAUUUGUAAAAUGGAUGGUACAGAUGACUUGGGUACCAAACUUUCUAUUUGAGAAGCCUGUAUGGGUUAGUAGAACUGCUUGUAUAACCGGGGAUUGUAGAACCUAUCCCCCAGGUAAAGCACCUAGUAACAUAAGAAAAUAAUAAUGUCUGUUAUAACACUUCCAUAUGUGCUAUACAUUUUAUAAAGUGUUUUCCUUUGUAAAACACCAUUCUAUUUUUUUCGUAUGUCGUUGAUGGUGAUAUUUGGCACUAUUUAUUUUAAGCUAUGGCAUUACAUGUUUAUUUUCUUUAAAAUGAACGUGUUAGGUUUCUAACCAAAAUGUCUGACUAGCUUCCCCUUUUAUUUCGGUAGUACUACAGUAUUAGUGUGCUUCACGAGUGAACUUUGUGCUUUGAGUGACAUCGCAUUAAAAUAUGUCUUCUGUCUUGAAAGCUUCCCUGCUGUGCAAUAGCCUAAUAGAAAUAAAACUACAGAUAGCAACUAUAAUGUAAAAAUAAUAGUUCUUCUAUGAUAUUUUUCAAACUUUUCUUAUUACAGAUAUAUAUGUUACAGUAGAUGCUACCUAUCUUGUGGACAAUUUACUGUAUCCAGUAUUGAAUUAUAGGUGAGUGUUCUUGACUGUAACGAUAGAAAGUACAUUCAAAAAAUGAUUUUCAUACCAUUUGUCAAAAAUUGUAUCUAAAAAUACUACAUCAGAUAUAUUCACAACUAACUCGAGUGCUUUUAUCUAAAAUUUAAAUCUAAAAUUACUCUCAAACAAUAUUAAAAAAACUAAAAAUCAUAAAAAUAGAGAAGAGCUCCUAUUUAUGACCCCAGUCUUGUAAGCUCUUGUUUAUAGAUAGUGAUUUUUGUAGAAUUUCAGUAAUUUUGAGUGAACCUUGUAUAGUCAAAAUGAAUAAAUUGGAAUCAGUAGGGUAUAUAUAAAUGAUAUGCUCAGCUCACUUUUUAUACUUUGUAUGUCACUGUUUUGGUAGCACAGACUAAUGUAUUUUUUCCCCUCUUCUGUUACAUUUUAAUGAUCCAGCUACCAGUUGUAUAAGCAGGCAGUAGAAGUAGGUGUUCUUUCUGUAAUGAGCAAAAACUUUAAAACCAUGCCAAUACACAGGAAGAUGAAAUAUGGUAUUAGAUGUGUCUGAGCAGGCUGGUGUUUUAUUCAUGCUCAGGAUUAAGAAAGCCAUAAAGGGUGAAGUUCUUGACAGUCUUGGAAGAGGAAAAGGACUUCUUGUGCCAGUGGUUCUCAGAUAGCUCUGAAUGGGACCCAGAAUUGCAGUGAUGUUCGUUUUUCAACUCACCGUCCACCCAGUCUCUGUCUUGGCUGCUGUACAGUGAGAUGAGAAUCUUAAUGGCUGAAUUGGAAUGCCAGCGGCAAAUGGCAUGUCAGAUACUUGUGGGUUUAGGAACAGGAGGUUGAUGUGAGGGAGAGUCAGUGAAGGCCUUCAGCUCCUGCUUUGUGGAGCGCUAAUUUAAUCAGGAAGUAAAGGUGCUGAACAGUAGUUUUAAAUCACUGCUGUCCCAUUAUUUUUAAUAUUGUUUUAACAGUCUGAAAUUUCUGCCAUAUCCCCCUCAUCAUCUAGUAGCCAGUGCCAGUGCUGGACUUCUGGAUUUCUCAUCUCUGGUUUGGUCUGGGUGAAUAGUUAAACUUUCUGCCAAGAUCCCCUAAGGGGGAAAAUACCAAUGCUAGACAUGCCCAGUGAUGUGUUUCUUAUAUUUCUGAGCAUGAUUCAAUAUGGAUUUUUAAGGUUCUUUUUCAAACUUUACUCCCUUCCCUGAGCCUUGCUCUUUCUUUUUCCCUAAUUGUCUUAUUCAGUAGUGGUCUUGUCUUCCCUUGCCUCUGCUUCAUCUUUUCUGGUGUCUCAUCUACCCCUCUUCCUGAUUUGAAGUCUUCUGUGACUAGUUUUCCUAGUGGCUGUUCAUUUUUUUUUUUCUUUGUGACUUUGCUAAACUCUGCCUAUUCCUGUCGUCUCAAAUUUUAUUCCUUGCCAUAGGGGAACCCAUUUUUUUUCUUCUAAGUACUUAACUCCAUUGUUCUUCGUUCUGUUUUUCCAGCCUCCACCUUUGAUUUCUGGUUUUAGACAGGCUUUCUUACUGCCUCAAUCAUUCCCAUGACCUUGUCUUUACUAAGUACUGUUUGCUUUAUUAUCUCUCAUUUUAAAAUUCCCUUUCUCUGAUCACUACCUGUUCUCUUUCAGCAUAUCUGUCUUUCUCUCUCCUCUACCCUGUCACUCACUCCUUUUGGGAUCUCCAGUCUAUUAACCUUUCUGACUCCUUUACUCUUCUCAGCUGCCUCCUUCCUUCAUUGGCCUUACCUCCUUUGACUCACUGGUCUUUAUUUUCAUCUCUGUCUGCUUCUCUAUAUGUGGUUUCUUUGGUCGCUUCUCAUGCUGCUCUGUCUCUGUUCUUCUCCCCAGACAUCAUGUCGUGUAAUUUCUUAAUUUCCAAUUCUGUCUUUCUGAAUAUCUUUGAAGAACAGCAGCACAACAAAGCUCUGGACUCAUCUCUGCUUUACCUGUUUUAAUUCUCCUUCCAAAUGGACUUUGUAACCACAUUUAUUCAAUAUUUUUUUCUUUCUUGUUGAUCUUGCUUCCAGGUUUGCUUUUCAUUUUAGUUCUCCACCCACUUCUGACACAAAAUGUAUCUUCAAACCCUGUUUUUUACGUGACAAGAUCUAUUUUCUUCGAAAUUGUUCUGCUUUCUCAGAAUCUGUUUCUGAACCAGGCCUCUCUGCCUCUUACCUGUAUGAGUUUUACCCCUUUUCUUUCUGUUUAUUUGGUGCAUUUCUCAUUCCUUUCUUGAAUGACUUCUUCCUCUUUAAAUCCUCCUCAUUUCCUGUUCUCACACCUCUCAUUGCCUUCACUAGCAACCAGGUUUCUAUUUUCCCCCUGUCCUGAAGUGGGUAGCACCAAUCAUCUUAACUGGUUCUCUGUUUAACAUUUUGCCCUUUAUUUCCCAAUUAGUAGCCCCUCAUUUUAUGUACCUGAACAUCCUUCUCCUUUUUUGUUUUCAAGUCUUUUGUUUUACCCCACAAUUUGAAUGCCCCAAAGAUCCAGUGCUCCCUUCCCCAGUUUGGUUCUCCCGUGCUUCCAUCUCCAGUUGAUUUCUUGAGUAUCCAGGCACAGUCUUAGACCUGUUGAUGCAAAGAUCUAAUUUUUAUUCCCAACUCCCUCCAGACUUUUUCGUACAUCCCUGACAAUUCUACUUGCCUCUCUAUUUUCCAGGGCCAUAACCUUUCUCUCUCUCUGACAUGCCUGCCUAUCAGAUGUCUCAAAGUUAGUAAUACCAGAUUCCACCCCUCUUCACUGUCCAUGUACUUCCUUUUAUCUUCACUGUUUUAACCUCUAUGUCAGUUUUGACUUCUUUUCCUCCCUUCAAAGUAUUGAAAUUGACAGGAAUAAACUACUGUCUUUGGGCUUUAGCUGUUUCAUGUGCUGAAGAAGGAACUCCACCAAAUUACUGCUUGUUUUGUGUUUUUAAGGUACUUCAAUUCCACAAAUUUGAUCUUAUUUUAGGACUUCAGAGCUGGAGUAGAUCCUAUUCCUCCAAGCACUUCAAAGGUUCUUGAAUUUGGGCCACAAUUUAGUUUUCUACCCCUUCAGCUACAGUUCUUGUCCUUCAUUUCUUCAUUUAUUUACCUUAUGUAACUUUUCUUGUUCUUUUUCUGCAUGUACAGCUAACAGUUAUUUUCUUGUGUUAAAGCAACUUGAUUGCAAUGCUUGUACCUUCGCUUCAAGUAAGAAUGUGCUUAAGAGCUUCCCUGGCUGGAUUCAGUGUUUGGCGUGAUGCUCCUCUUUGUUACUGUCCCACCCCUACACUGAUUUCUCUCAUUUGUUGCCUUUUGCAUCUUGCCUAACUGAAGAUACACUAUGUUACACUGCAGGAUAGUGGGCAUAAAAUUGAGCCAGCUGCAAAUGAGGUAGCUUGUUUUCUGCAUUGUUUUCUGUCUGUGUGUACUGUUUGACUUUCCAGUUUUUACACGCUUUCAGACUUAGAAGACUAUGUUUCCAGAGAUUCACUGAUGAUCACAGUGUCUGACCUUUGAUUGCUCGUGGUUAUUUUAUCCUUAUACAUCUGUUGAGAUUGAGAGGCAAAAGAUAUAUUAUGAAUUUUCCAUAAAACUAAGAAGUCAGGAUUUUUUUGACUGUAGGAUAGAGAGCUGGAUGUCGGUCAGGUUGUGAAUUUGCACUAGAAUAAUUUCUUUUAGAGGAUCAGUUGCCAGUUGGCACAAAGUAAAUUCUUUUUUAAAUGUUCUAUGUUUAUUGUUUGUUGUCAGUUUGUAUAACGUCAUACGAGUGUUGAAUUUGUUCUUCUACAACUGCCUUAAUGAUGCAUGGAGGCCUGAACACCUUUUGUUCGAUAGAAAUCUUCUGUUCAUAUGGAAAUUAAAAAAAAUAAAUUAGGUACAUUGAGUCCUUC